UUUAAUACAAAUGUGAAUUGUGGAACAAAAAGCUACAAAUAAUUCAUUGCUGAGCAGCAAUAACUGUUUUCCGUGUUUCGCCAUGACCAGCUAUGCUAGCACCGUGCAGCGUCGCAAAACAACUACAUCAACCUCUAAAGUAUCAACAAAACCUAAAUCAAAGCAUGCUGCUGUAAGCACAGACUCAGCCGCCGUUAACUCUAAUGCCGCCACUACAAGAACAAUAACUGCCACAAUUAUAAAUUCUACAACAAACGGCUCAAACAAUCCAUCAACGAUAGCGGCCACUUCUCCAAACGAAAGACUUCAACAGUAUUCGUUAGGCGACAUACUUGUUGGAAUUAUGCGGAGAGGAACGAAGAAGCAGCCCACCGCUAGCAACGGCAACAACUACAUAUCUCCUAAAACAACCAAUAACACCACCUCUGCCCUAGUUCUGCGCGCCACCACUUCCACACUAUGCAAUGGCAGCAUAGCUUGUUGCCGCGAUGUGAACUGCCGUCUGAAUGCGCUGAGCGAGCAUUUUAGCGCGCUUGCGCAACACCAGCAGCAUCAAAAUAUGCAGCGCGCAUCAGUUGCUUCAAACGCGUUGUUAUCGUCUUGUACGCCCCACUCGCAGAGCAGUCGUCGCAGCCGAAGUUCUACUGCUGCCAGUUUGAGACAGAGCGCAUCAGACGCAGCGCUUAACCUGCCUUCUGUGCAAGCAGCAGCAGCUGUAACGGCUUUACGUGACAGUUCGCCCGAUUCAGGUGUCGGUAGCGAUGCUGUAACGACAAAGAUUCACCAUGCCAGUGUGAAAUCCUCGGCCCCAGAUUCCGUUUUGUCUGCGCCAGAACGGCCCUUCACCGUAAGCCUGCAACUGGACUUGUGUACGUGGCUUCUAUUUGUUUUGUCACUUUGCACACGCUUCUAUAAGCUUUCAAUGCCGCGGCAUGUCGUCUUUGACGAGAUUCAUUACGGCAAGUACAUAUCCUUUUACAUGCGAAACAUUUUCUUCUUCGACCAACAUCCGCCAUUGGGCAAGCAGCUAAUAGCCGCAGUUGCACAUGCCGCCAGCGGCUACGAUGGCAAUUACACUUUUCAACACAUUGGAGCGGAAUAUAGCGAAAAUGUUCCAAUAUUUUGGCUACGUUUUGUCCCAGCGUUGUGUGGAAGUGCCUUAGCUCCUAUUGUAUACAAACUGCUUCUGGCCGCACGACUUUCGGAAUGGUUUGCUUUCUUGGGAGGCCUACUUGUAAUUUUAGACAAUGCGUUACUCACGCAAUCACGAUUUAUAUUGAUGGAGUCCAUGCUUUUGUUCUUCGCUACCUCUGGUCUCUACUACAUGUUGCGCUUCCAAGGUGGUCGUUUCGGAAGCCCUCUUUGGUUGGUGUCAGGGUUAGCUGCGGUCUCGUGCUUCACGUUCGCGGCGAGCGUAAAAUAUGCCGGAUUCCUAACGUACGGUCUUGCCAUCUAUCUGUCUUGCCGAUUCCUGUGGGAUAAAUUAUACGAUUAUACGCUAUCAAAUCUUCAUAUCAUUUUGCAAACUCUUAGCCGCAUAAUUUUGUUCACCGUUGUGCCACUCGCCUUGUAUGUAAGCAUUUUCUAUAUCCAUUUGCAGACAUUGUAUCGCGCUGGGCCGCAUGAUAGUGCUAUGACUAGUGCCUUCCAGGCUUCUCUUGAUGGCGGGCUGGCCUCCAUCACCAAAGGUCAGCCGGUAAAAGUUGUCCACGGUUCACAGAUAACUCUGCGUCACACUCAUGGCCGCACUUGCUGGUUGCACUCACACGCUCACGUCUAUCCAGUGCGUUAUCCAGACAAGCGUGGUUCUUCGCAUCAACAGCAAGUCACUUGCUACUCUUUCAAAGACGUAAACAAUUGGUGGAUUGUGAAGCGUCCGAAGCGCGAAGAUUUGGUCGUCGGAGAUGAAUUGGAUGUUAUACGGCAUGGAGAUAUUAUUCAAUUGGUGCAUGGCAUUACUAGUCGUGGACUGAACUCCCAUGAUGUAGCUGCACCCAUGACCCCGCAAUGUCAAGAGGUCUCAUGCUACAUCGACUAUGAAAUUAAGAUGCCUGGUGAACUAUUGUGGCGAGUGGAGAUUUUAAAUCGUGACACGGAAGGACCUAUUUGGCAUGCCAUUAAAUCAGAGGUGCGACUUAUCCAUCAUACAACUGGCGCAGCAUUGCGUUACAGUGGACGCCAGCUUCCCGAGUGGGGAUUUAAUCAACACGAAGUGGUGGCUGAUCGGAUUGUGGAACACAAGGAUGUAAUAUGGAAUGUAGAGGAGCAUCGCUACACAAAAACACAAGAUCAACGAGAGCGUGAGCGGCAACUCCUUAAAGCCGAGAUGAUUCCCACGAAAAAGAUAAAGCUAAGCUUUUUAUCGAAAUUUUUUGAAUUACAAACGAAAAUGAUUUGGAACACGAAACAGGUGAAUUCGCACAUGUAUAGCUCCUCACCACUCGAAUGGCCCUUGCUGGACAAAGGCAUCGCCUACUGGGUUGAUAGUAAGACGAACAGUCAGAUACAUUUGCUUGGUAAUGUCAUCAUUUGGUACACUGGAACUGCAGCACUCCUGUUCUACAUCGCACUAAACGUAUUCUAUGUGCUGCGCCGUCGCCGCCUGCACUUCGAUCUUCCCGAAAGUGAAUGGAAACGGUUCCGUGAAGUUGGCGAUAUAUUCUUGGUUGGUUAUCUUAUGCACUACCUGCCCUAUUUUACAGUGGAUCGCGCACUAUUUUUGCACAACUACCUGCCUGCCUUCCUCUUCAAACUUUUGCUAUUGUGCUAUGUUUUGGAACACAUCGACUAUCUGUUGCGGCUGCGCUGUUAUUCUGAUACCGACGCCUCUGGGCAAGGUGUUUUGCAUCAGAAGUGGAUUUGGUUAGCGCGUAGCUAUAGGCUGGGUAUUAUAGUUUGGUUUAUGUCCGUUGUGUGGGUAUUUUUCAAGUUUCUACCGCUUACAUACGGAAUACAGAAAAUUACUGCACGGGAAGUGAUCAGCUUGCGAUGGAAGGAUACGUGGGACUUCAUAUUGCAACGACAGCAUAUACUCAAAUAGCUGACCGAAAAUCGUGUCAAUUUUACAAUAUAUAUAAAAAUAACGAGAUUAUGAGUUGAAGACAUUGGAACAUGUAUACAUAUGUAUUUAUGUAAGCAAGGAAAGUGACAAUGGUUUAUAUGAAUUUUUAUGAAAUC
Molecule: messenger RNA, 3177 nt
Organism: Anastrepha obliqua
Lineage: Eukaryota; Metazoa; Arthropoda; Insecta; Diptera; Tephritidae
Gene: rt
Product: protein O-mannosyltransferase 1
Exons: 5
Coding region: 83-3040 (985 amino acids)
Biological process (GO): protein O-linked glycosylation via mannose
Cellular component (GO): membrane; endoplasmic reticulum
Molecular function (GO): dolichyl-phosphate-mannose-protein mannosyltransferase activity
Source: RefSeq, a predicted model, not a curated record